This is a messenger RNA of Mucor velutinosus, 354 nucleotides long. RefSeq lists its product as uncharacterized. NCBI's taxonomy places the organism in Eukaryota, Fungi, Mucoromycota, Mucoromycetes, Mucorales, Mucoraceae. The record is from RefSeq and is a predicted model, not a curated record. The coding region runs from base 1 to 354 and encodes 117 amino acids. The transcript has a single exon.
AUGAGCACAGGCAUGGACAGCAAAAACAAGCAACAUUUGUACUUUGAUUUCCAAGAUGAAUAUGACUAUUUUGGAGAGUUCCUUGUCAACAAAUAUGUCAAGGUAUACUGGACAGCAUUCUUUAUCUUGUGCAUGUAUUGGGGACUCUUCCUGUUUGCCCAGCAUAUAUUUGGCGAUGGCAAUACGUAUCGUAACGCAACUCUUCAUCAUAGCCGAGAAGGAGCCGUUCAUAGUUUAGACAUUGAUACAUACGAUAACGUCCGUUCUUGGGUCAAUCACCCUACUGCGAUGAACAUCUAUGUAUGUAAGCGCAUGGCUCAUAGUUCCAUCAUUUCCUACUCAAUGGCAUUGUAG